AAAGAUGUCUUCCAGAUGAACAUGGAGAUAUCCCGAAGACGUACAGUAUUUGUGCUCAUGGGGGUAAUCCUGAACAGUUUUACACAAUUAAUAGUUAUUUUCUCUUUCUAAUUGGUGAACAUUGUAAAUAAGUUGUAAGUAUAAAGUUAUUUGGAUUAUUUGCCUUAAUUUCUUAAGGAUUUUGUUUAUUUAUAGGUCUGUCACUACUUUUCUUCAGUGAAACUGACCUAGCUAUUUGGCAGCUUAGCUGCUUUUGUCACUGAUGUUGUCUACAUGAUGUUGGGAAAGUGUUUUGUCAUUAGUUUCCUCUCAGUGGCCAGAGCUGCACAGUGACGUAACAAUUUUGUGACGCAGCUGAUUAUUAAGUCACGUGUUCGCGUAACAGAAAACUCUGACCAUUGUUAAUCUGUUUAGCAGUUCGCAGACUGCUAGGGGAGCAUAUUUCUGUGCGGAAAUGUCGAAAGAAAGUUUGUUUGAACUGUUGAAGCUUUCCAUCGACUCUCCUGAAGGGGGAGUUGUGAACUUUAAGGCCCUGCGCGCGCUGCUGCACGGUAUACUGAAGUGCCUGUGCGCGCGGAGGGACGCGGACGCUGGCAGGGAUGUGGAGGAGAAGAGCUCAGAGCAGCAGGAAGCGCCGCUGGAAGCGCCGCUGGAACAGCUGUCCAGCCAUGCACAGCUGCCGAGUCUCUCAGCCCCUGACACGAGCGCGCAACAGGACAGCGAGGAACGAGUGUCCAAGUGUAUGUGUCUCAUGCAAGAUUUGGUAAAAGAGAAUCAGGAGCUCAAGGAGGAGACACACAACUUGAAGAAAGAAGUGAAGACACUUCAAAAUCAGCUUACUCAGUGUAUGACUUGGGAAGCCGUGCAGACUGCUCUCAUCUCCGAGAGAGAAAAGAUAAUGAAGGAACUGAAGGAUAGCAUCACAGGCCCUCCGACCUCAAGGGACGCUUUCACAGCCGUAUCUGAUGGAGACUUGCCCGAUCUAGCUGGCCAGACCUUGUCCCAGGUCAGCAGUGGGGUUGAGCACUACCCAGAGACACUGGAAACUCUGACGGAUGUAGGUCGACUACAGGAGAAGCACGAGAGCCUGGAGGCUCGUGUGAAGCACCUGGAAGGAGAAAGAGAAAAUAUACUGGCUCAAAUGAAUCAAUUGAAAACUCAGUUGGACACCAUAAUGGCAGAUAGAAAGAAGGUAUAUGAAUUGGAGUCCUUGGUCAUGGGCACAUUGAACAUGUCAGGGAGUUCAGGAUUAGGUGAGGAACUUGCCAAGUCUGAGGUGACAGAGAGCAAGAGCAGAGACAGUAUCAGUGGACCAGAUCAGCAGCUUCACCUGCAAACAGCUGACCUCAGGAAUACAGUGCAGAAGCUGGAUGAGGAGGUGCAAAAUGUGAAGCAAGAACUGUUGGUGCUCAAAAUGGAACAGAAGAGAAGCCCAGAUAAGGAAAUGCAGGAUAAGACCUCAGAGUUGACAAGUGAUGUGCAGGGGGUUGUCCUGCAACUCCAGGCUGAGUGUGAGAAGCUCCACAGUACAACCAACCAGCUGAUGAAAGAUCACAUGCAGGAACAAAGCCACAUUGAGCACUUGUACAAGACUGUGAAGGAGCUGGAUGAAAAGAAGGCAGACAAGAAGGCAGUGAAAAUUGGAAAAGGGAUUAAAGCUGACAUGCAGGCACUGGAGACCAGGGUCCUCCAGUGUGAUACAACAACAGAACAGCUGAACAGGAUGUUUCAGGAUCUACUCAACAACAUCACAGACCAUGAGGAGAAUUGUCAUAAGGUUAUUGAGAAGAUCUUCAGGGAACUGGACUGCAAGCUGAACAACACUGAGCUGGAUCCUCUGAAGAAUCAGCUAGAGGAUUGCCGGACAAGAAUGCUCAAGCAGAUAGAGGCCAAACCUGCCCUAGAAUGUGAUGAUGCUGCUGUUCUUAAGAAACAGAUUAUUACAAGGUUCAACUGCCUGUCCUGUGAUCGCCCUGUCAACAUGAUUACUCCUGGACCACGCUUGCUGGCAUUGCCUGAGCUUCCUAGUUUACCCCCUUCAAAGCACAACAGGAGCCUGAAGCCAUGCACUAACCUGGGCCAGUGUGAGAGAUCACCUACAGACAUGGAACAAACCAUGAUGUUCAGAGAGAGUGACAGCUCUGGUUCCGAUGCGCACGUCUACAAGGAAUGUCAAGACACCAGUGAUGUGAAGACUAUGGAAGUGAGACUGCCCACCAUCUCCCCCAAGGAAGACUACUGCAAAAACAAGGACAUGGUCAGCCACGGUCAGUUACUGACAUCUAGUGGAAGAAAGCCUAGCCGGCUGUUGCCAUUACGACCGCAGCAUGCCAAGACACCGCUCAAUUGCUCUGGUUCAAGCUGCUUUGAGAAAGAUAAGCAAUGGCUCCAUGAGGACUCCUUGCCACAGACCCCACUGUCCCCACAGGAAGAUUCUUCAGUGCCGUCAGCCAAGAAAACCUGAUGGCCUCGCUCCUCCAAUAAUGACUGAAUCCACAUGGUAACACUUUACAAUAAUGGUACAUUAGUAAAUGCCAGUUAUGUGUGAGCUUACGUAUUACAUAAAUAAGCUACUGUUGUUUCACUCUCUUAAUGUCAGGGUCAUGAGAAUAUAAAAUUGGGUAAUAUGACCUUGACCCUGCCAUCUUGGGGCCACUAGAAGGACUCUGUAGCCUAGCUGAUGAAUUCUGUUUACUUUAGGCAGAAUCAGCAGUAAAGGUGGAAAGGUGCACAUAGGUCUGUGUUCUGGGGUGAUGGAACAUACAGUAGGCAUUAUGAAUCCUGUAGCUGCAUCUAAUAGCUUUAGCUCAUGAAAAAGGAGAGCUUUUAGGAACUAAUUCAGCCCAAUAGACAGAUACAGUCAUCCUUGUUCGUCCUGAGUAGAAUCCUAUGUUUUAAAAUGUGGAGUGUACAUUUUCAAUCAUGAAUCUGUCAAAUAAGAAACUUCCUUGGGCAGAGCUGCAAACUUGUUGAGGUUUGAUACUGUCGUACUAGCUAAAGUGAACAUCAUAGCCCGUGUGCAGUUAAGCUGUCAGGCAAUCUAAAUCAUUCUUUCAAACUCCUGAUAAAAGCCUUGCAGUGUGGCCUAGUGAAAUUUGUACUUCACUACCUAAUCCUACACGGGCUGCCAUUUUUUUUUUAAAGGUCGUCAUGGUUUAGAGCCUGUCAGCAGUACGUGUGAGCUGGCAGAGGCUAAUCCAGACUUGUUUUUCAGAUCUUACUGAGGCAUGACUGAGAAGUGAGAAUGCCAGCUCAUCUGCCAGGUCAUUAUCAACCUAAAAAUCUUGCAGAUGUAGCUGUAGACCUAGCAUCCUCACACUGGCAUUUAGGAGGAGUGAGAGUGAACAUUACAUGCUGUAUUACGAAAAAAUAUCAAGUGAUUCUUUACAUGUACCAUUAUUGUAAACUGUUACACAAUGUGAUAGCUCACUGAAUAAAAAUGUACAUGAAACCUAUGAUGUACAUAUAAUGUAUAUAAACAGUUUAGGUUCAAGUCUCAAUCAUUGAACAGUUGAUAACUUCACGUUGAUAUGAU
Molecule: messenger RNA, 3535 nt
Organism: Pangasianodon hypophthalmus (striped catfish)
Lineage: Eukaryota; Metazoa; Chordata; Actinopteri; Siluriformes; Pangasiidae
Product: glutamine-rich protein 2
Exons: 16
Coding region: 455-2464 (669 amino acids)
Source: RefSeq, a predicted model, not a curated record